This is a messenger RNA of Miscanthus lutarioriparius, 645 nucleotides long. Lineage: Eukaryota; Viridiplantae; Streptophyta; Magnoliopsida; Poales; Poaceae. The record is from the annotation of a GenBank genome assembly.
AUGGCUGGCUACUUGCCACCGGGCUUUCCCUUCAUUCCUCCACAGCCGCCGCCGCGCUCUACGUGGUCUCCGCCACCGCCCCUGAUAUCGCCUAGGCAGUUUUCGCCGGAGCCCAGAGACAACAACGCGACGUCCCCCGGCGGGGUCAUCGCAGGCGUCGGCAUCUCCAUCGGUGCCUUCCUUCUCGUGCUCUCCUUCGUGUGCAGCCUCUGCCAAGGGUACCGCAACAGCCGCGCCAAUGCCGCGGCCGAGGCUGCCGCAGCGGCUGCCGCCCUCGCUGCGCGGCCGCAGGCGCCACCACGACCAGAGCCCUGGGACAACGAGGAGCGGUGGCUGCGCCGCCACCACAGCGACCGUGAGGACGGCCCCACACGACGCGCAAGCCCGACGGCGGGCCUCCCGUCGUUCACGUACAACCGAGCGGUGAGGCACAACGUGACGAGCGGCGGGGACGAGGCGGCGACGUGCUCCGUGUGCCUCGGCGCGUUCCAGGCCGGGGAGACGGUGCGGCUGCUGCCGCUGUGUCUGCACCUUUACCACGUCGAGUGCAUCGACCCGUGGCUUGAAGCGCACUCGACGUGCCCGCUAUGCCGGUCGGGCACUGACGACCCGACGAUGCACGGCGGCCUGCUCCCGCCGGUUUAG